CCUGUCGAGUAAUGUGCGCCGCUGAGGAACAGUCCCUGCACGUCGCGCCUUGAGUUUCAUUUUACCUUUUUUUCGGCCCCCCCUACACUCAUACAUCCAAACACUAACAUACACUCACAUACGCGCGCACCUUUGACAAUAUCAAUUAAAUAUUUCAAAAAAGUCGACGGGCAUCAUUUUUUAAACAGUUUUUUACAAGAGUGCGUAAGAGUAUUACGCAGAAAAUAAAUAUUUGUUUAAUUAUCACGACGGCGCAACAACCGAUGAAGCAAAAUAGCUCCAACUGUAAUUUACAGUGCCUUCGAUAAAACAAGCAACGGCGACAUCAACAACACAACAUCAACGAGCAGCAGGAUCAGCAACAAAAGCAACAAUAUAUGUAUUUCGUUAAGCAAAACAGGCUCCUUUAGUAUGAAAUGAGGCGACCAGACAAACGCGUCACCAUCGAAGAUAGCCCAAAUCGAAUACGGAACAGGCCUGUAGCAGGAGCAUCGGAGUCGGGGACGGAUUCCGCCACGGGAUCAAAAUCAUGAACCGGGACAAUCUGCAGCAGUGGUGGGAGAACUCGUACCGGCGCCAUCACCCGGAGCCCAGCCAUGGCGUCGACUCCGCUGAGCUGCACUACUCGCUUCAGGAGACCAACCAGCUGCCUACGGACCAGGUUGGGUACGCGCAGGACUUCGACUAUAGCAACUUUAGCUUGGAAAAUCCCGACGACAUUGACUCAGAGCACUCCAUCUCCUCGCUAACGCUGCUUCUUUUGGCGGUCAGCUACGGCCUGGUGGUCUUCGGCGGCGUUGUGGGGAACUCUACGCUGGUGCUGACUCUGUGCUCGGCCUCCUCGGUGCGACUACGCAACCCGCUGCUACUGGCCGUCUGUAUUGCCGACCUACUGGUCACCGGCAUUUCGGCCCCGGUCACGCUCCUUAAUCUUGCGAUGAACCGUCGGACGCGAUCUUUGCCGCUUGUGCUCUGCAAGGUCUUACACUACAUUCAGGUCAUGCCCGUAGCGGCCAGCACCAUCUCGUUCUUUAUGCUCUCCCUGGACCGCUACGCCACCGUGAAACAUCCGCGACUGGCGCAGCUUCGCCAGCGCCGCUACUUGCACGUCUCGUUGGCUCUGCUUUCUUGGUUAGCAUCUGCGGCUAUCAGCACCCCAUUCCUGUUUGCCUACAAGAUUAUCGCGAGCUGUACCUCUGACCUGGGCGCCAGUGCCAUGUUCAAGUCCUUCAUCCUCUUCCACACAAUUGCCGUGUUUGUGCUCCCAGGCGUGGGCGUGCUGCUCAACCACUACGGCGUACGUCGCAAGCUUUGCGCCCUCUCACUGACGGCGCGGGCUGCACAUGGGGAGUUGCCCCUGCCGAUCCCCAUCCUGAGACGCCAGACCCACAUGGUUAUCGUGACGGGCUGUCCUAACGCCCAGCAGGAGGCCUGCGGGGGGCCCACCACGGCGGACGACACUUCGAACGGGAACGGAACAGGCACCGGCGGUGGUCCAAUGGCCGUCAGUCCAGGGGACAUCCAACUGCACACUCUACACCCACGGCAGCCAGGCUCUAUUGGAUCGGGCCUCGAACCGGGUUCCUACCGCUCCAGCAAUCCCAUAUCGCCUAGGGCCAUGAGGGAGAUUCGCGCCCACUCCCAGCGACAGCGCAUCAACCGGGCGGGGAAGGGACCGGCAACACCUGGAAUACCAUUGCCUCAGACCUCUACACUUCGGUCACGCCGACACCUGGCUAACAUGCUCAUCGCGUCGGCAGUGAUCUUUAUAGCCUGCUGGGCACCUCACGUCUUUUGCAUCUUCUACAAGAACUUUGGCAGCAAAGAGCACUGCAGCCAGACCUCCGUCUACUUCAGCCUCUUGCUAGGCUACUUUUACUCUGCCAUCAGUCCGGUGAUAUACUGGGCGCUCAACCACAAUUCGCUUCGACAAUCUCCAUGCGCACCUAUCAUCCGCUUGCGCUCCAUGCAGAAUUUCCUGAGGUCGCGCUUCCGGACCCACACCGCCCCACCACCCCCGUCGUCAACCAACGAGGCGGCCCUGGGGGCCUUCAACCCCAAGCUGAUCAAGCUAACACCGAAACAGUAUAGAGCUCAGGCCUCUUCGCAUUAUCUCUACUAGUGUGAUACUAAACUAAACUUGAUAUACAUAUAUACACAUUUAUAUACACGCAUAUAUAAUAUAUUUUUUACCUUCGCCCUCCCCAAGUCCCGGACUUACUUAUAACAAACUUCGACCCCGAACCCCGGGACCUCAAACUUAAACCCAACCAAACUGAACUAUCUAGAUGUUUUUCAAAAGCUCUACACAACUAGUUGGCGUAACCUACUGCAGAAUACAAAAUAUACACGCUACUUAUAGAAUACUUACUACCAUACAUAGCAGUGUUAGUUGACGCUUAUUUACACGAUGAUGUGCGCCUGAAGCUAUCCAAAAAAGGAGAAAAAUCUAUUAAUGAAAGACAAGCAAAAAAAUUAAAAACAAAAUCCUUCUAGUGACUUGUUUGUUGUUUAGUCUUUUAAGCUGAAAUAUUGUACUAUGUUCCUUCUCAUAGAUAAGCAAUAUGUGAACGCUUUGAGCCAAGUUAAACAAACGAAAAACAAAUCAAACUAAAGAACGAUCUAAAACUUUUAAACGAUUUAAACUUAAACUCAAAUGCAUACCUAACAAAACAUAAAUAAUUAUAUAUACGAGUAAAUACAUACAAAAAAUGAAUGUGAAUGUGAGCAAAAAAAAGGGAUAAAAACUAGUAUUGUAUAGAUAUUCUUCGACUUAAUUCUUUAUACACUUUUUCUAAACAUUUUUAAUAUCGUUCAGUAAACUGAACAUGGUGUAUAGUGCAAUUCACGCUGCAGAAGCAUAGAACCCGCGAAGAUUUUCGCGUUUCAGAUGUAAGAACAAGCCAAAAGAUUAAACUCAGGAUCGGGUUUCAUUUUACUCAUUUCAGUAGCCACCUUUUUCUAAUUUUCUAGACUUUUAUAUAUGCUCCGCUGCGAGCGACCAUCUGUUAACAGCUUUUAAGUUAUUAGUUUGAAGGGUAUAGUACUAUCUUAAAAACCAUCUAAAGCAGCAGCAUUUGUUAUCGCCUUGGAAUUAGUGGCUAUAAACCUUAAGCUAAUUUUAAAUAAUCAUCGUUUUGUACUUUACAAAAUCGUCAUCGAAAGAAGAGAAACUAUAAAAAAUUCUAUAAAUAUGUACCAUAGUAAAUAAUUGUUUUAUUCAAUCUUUCAAUCGCCUGGUGGUCUGGAAUAUCCCUUGAAGUUAAUAAGUUGUGGAUUUCUGGUUAUACGAAAAUAUCUGAAUUUAUAAUAUCAUUCCGAAAUUCCAGAAUAUAUUGGCCCGUAAACUAAUCGAAUUGAAAAUUACCAUUUUUCACUGUUUAAUACCCUUGCAGAUUUUUCAAAAAUAAAAACCAAUUUUCGCCUUCUCACAAGAAAGGGAGCGCCAAUUACUAUUUGGAAAGUUUCAAGAAUCUAUCUUGUAGGCCAUGCAUAAUACCGGCAUAAAACCGUACGGUUAGUAUGUAUCAUAUAUUGAAACUAUUGAAAACCAGUGAUUUAUAGUAAAAUUGAAAAAAAAAAAGAAAACAUUAAAAUUAACAUUUUGUCCCGAUUGUUCCUAUGCUAUAGGAUAUAAACGUCCGAUCUCCGCCGUUUUCAAACUU
Molecule: messenger RNA, 3665 nt
Organism: Drosophila rhopaloa
Lineage: Eukaryota; Metazoa; Arthropoda; Insecta; Diptera; Drosophilidae
Product: QRFP-like peptide receptor
Exons: 5
Coding region: 530-2122 (530 amino acids)
Biological process (GO): G protein-coupled receptor signaling pathway
Cellular component (GO): membrane
Molecular function (GO): G protein-coupled receptor activity
Source: RefSeq, a predicted model, not a curated record